This is a messenger RNA of Owenia fusiformis, 3179 nucleotides long. Lineage: Eukaryota; Metazoa; Annelida; Polychaeta; Sabellida; Oweniidae. The record is from the annotation of a GenBank genome assembly.
CAAACUCUCGCUAGCUCUGAAAGUUUCACCUCCAAAGCUUCCCUAGUAACUAAAGUGGUGAGAAGGUUGACACAGAGAACAAUGGCUAAUUAACAAUCAGGGAUUAUAAUCAGGCAUUUUGUCCUCGGGAGAUAUUUCCGGAACUGUACAUGGAAAACACAAGUGCUUAAAGGCCACAGAUAUCACAGCAAUGAGUAGCCGAGAAUUUGUGCCAAUUUCAUUUCCUGGAUGGAGUCAAAGUUUAACCAGAGCGAUUUAAAGGUCCGAUGACUACAAAAUUACCGUAACACUCACCUUCCCUUCCCUAAUAAGAAAACCUAGUCUAAAUAUGUAUUCUACGUCACUAAGUGUUAAAGACAUUGCACACAGGGUGCGUGGUUCAACUGCUAAUAAUUGGUUCACUGACCACACAGCCGAAGACAAUAAUGCUGAAUAUGUUGGUCCUCCCUCACCGAGAUGUGGUAGCCCCGAAGGAAAACGGAACGCUUACCUUAGAGGGCACAGAGAUAACAUUCAGACCAUCCUAAAUGAUGGUCCUGGUACGUAUCUUGGUCAUAAACGAUCGUAUACAGACCCAAGCCCGAUUCCAAGAGUAAAACCAGAAGCUGUAGAGAUCUAUGAAUCUCACCAAGGCAGAAAGCUGGCAACAAUGAUGACCGAAUAUGGUAUGUUGCCAUUGAGUGGAAGGCCAGUGGCAAGAAUCAAACCAGAGGCACAAGAUCUGUCAUAUGAUCACAAAGGUGGAAGAAUGGCGAAUCUCCUCAAUAACUAUGGGAACAAUCCUCGCUCGGCAAGACCGGAACCUCGUAUUAAAGCGGAAGCCGAGUCGUCUGCAGAAUUAGACAAAGGGAAGCGUAUGGACACACUGAUACAUAGCUAUGCUACGAUGGGAGUAUCAGCACGUGUACCAAGGGUUAAACCAGAAGCUGAAUGUUCAGCUGACCUUGAUAGAGGUAAACGAAUGGAUAAACUUUUACACAAAUAUCAAAAACAGGAAGAAUUUACACCUAGACCCGUUCCAAGGGUUAAACGCGAAGCGGAGGAUAGUGCUGAACUAGAUAAAGGUAAAAGAAUGGAUGGUCUAAUUCAUAAAUACAACAAAUUACCACAAUCAGCGAGACCAGUUCCAAGAGUUAAACCGGAGGCAAAUGACGUCGCUGAAGCACAUAAGGGAAAGAAAACUGAAAAACUACUCCAUGAGUACGGCGAAUUGGGUCUCUCAGUUAGGCCAGCACCAAGGGUAAAACCCGAGGCAGAAAGCACUGCUGAAAGAGGACGGGGGAUAGUACAGCACCUCUUCCACAAGUACCACCAGUUGCCUACAUCCCCCCGUCCUCAAUCUAGAACUAAAGGCGGAGAGUACAUAUAUCCCGACCGCAGCCAGAUUGAGCCCGUUUUACGACAUUUUCCUAGGACUGGCAAGAACGGAUCUUCACUUUGCAGUGUGUCUUCCAAGAUGUUGAAAAGGAUCGUUGCAGUUGUAGUUUUUGGAAUAUUAGCACAGAGAAUAUUUCUCCUUGUGAGGUUGCUAGGAUUCCACACAACCCUGUACAACCAUAGACCAGGGCCAUGUCGAGUUGUUCCGGGAAUAGGAGAAGGGUCGGAAGAUAUGCAACAAUUGUCAGAUGGCCUUACCAUAAUUUCAGGAGGCAUGAAACGAUUUGACAACCCUUCAGCUGUAGCUGAGGCGAAUGGAAAUCUUUACUUAUUUGACUUCAACGUCCCAGAUGCAAACGUUGAAAAGUUGAAGAUUAAAGGAGAUAUAUUUAAUAAGAAAACAUUUAACCCACAUGGCUUAAGCCUAUUUGAAGAUCCCAAGUCAGGGGAGGUUUAUGUGUUUGUCGUGAACCAUCCUCCAGAAGGUGACCAGAUAGAGAAAUUCACUUUUGACAGAAAUUCGAAGACAUUAACCCACCUACAGUCGAUAAAACACGACACCUUCACUGUUUUGAAUGAUAUAGUUGCAUUAGAUGGCACUCGUUUUUAUGUAACACGCUAUGACUAUUUCCGUCACCCAGCUUUGCGUGCCCUUUCUGUGCUAUUUGGUUUAAAAUGGGGCUCAGUUAUAUACAUUGACACAAAGAAGAACUCCUUUGCGACAGUGGCAACUGGGAUGUUGACGCCAAAUGGUAUAAAUGCUUCCCCUGAUAAGAAAUACAUAUAUGUGGCUAAUAUAGGAGAUAGGAAUAUUGUAGUAUUCAAAAGAGACGAGUCUGAUAAUUCGUUAACAGAAGCAAGGACUUUAGAUUUGUAUGCAAUGACAGACAAUAUUGAUGUUGAUCCCCUAAGCGGCGAUCUCUGGCUUGGUGUGCAGGCUGUUGGACAUCUAAGUGCCGCAUAUCUUGCGGACCAUGAUCACAAAAUUCCGGAUCUCAAAGCCCCAUCUAGGGUGCUGUAUGUUAAAAUGUCCAAAGCAGCUGAGCCACAAGAAGUUCGGGAUGUCUUCGUAGACGACACAAUGAUUUUUGCCUCGAGUGUAGCUACAAGAUACAAAGACGCCAUGUUGGUUGGAAGCGUCUACCAUAACAUGGUGUAUUGUCAGCUUAAAUCAUUUUAAAAUCUUCACGAUCAAAAUUGAGCCUCGUUAAUAUUUCAUGUCGCCUCGAAUGUAUUUUUUGUUUUUCAACAAUAGCGAUGUACAGUACCGUUUUUACAGAGCUGCCCGGCACUGUUUCAUAAACAGUGCUGUUUGAGAUUGACAGUGUUACCAUUUUACUGUAGUUUGACAUAAAUUAUUGGGCUAUUCAAUAAUUAAUUCUCAAAUAAACAGUGCUUGAUAAAAGUUUACAUUAUCAACAGGAUAGUAACUGGAUUAAGCAUGUUAAUGGCAUGAAUGAGGCAAUGCUUUGAGCACUACGAUGUCUAUCUGGAUUUAUGGCAUCAGUAUUGUGUUUUUGUCUCUCAUAUUUUAAGUAGCAGUCUUUGAACAUUCAUGAUAAGUUAAUUACACUACUUGGUAAUAAGGUUUUUAUAGAAUGGGGGCAUGACAUUUUUUAUAUGUUUUGGCAAAUAUGUCAAGAUAUUUUUAGAAACACGUUUUAGCCAUGUUGUAGUAUUUAAUGUGAACAUUUUAUAUACUGCUUAAAUAAAAUAGACAUGUAGAUUUUAAAUACUGACUCACCUAACAAUAGGGUACCGCUGUAAAAAAGCGUAUGUAAAAAUGAAUAAAUAAAAAAAUA